AACUGCUGGAGCGCUCACAGAACAAACAGAGUCUGCUGUGGGACUCUGCCGAGCACUUCUCCAGCUUUAAAGCAUCCGCCCUGGAUAUCUGAGACGGAAACCAUUGAUGAAAACUUGAAAAUGGACUACGAAGGGCUGCUGGUGCUGCUUCUGGUGCUCAACCUCAGUGGAGCAUUUUGUGCAGUGGUGCAAUGGACAGAAUUAGAUGAAGCAACGGCUUAUUUGAGGCAAUAUGGCUACCUGAAUGACCCUGCUGAUCCACAGGACCCUCAUUACCUGGAGGAGAUCAUUGACGCUCUUAGGGUUUUUCAGAGGGUGAAUGAUCUGCCAUCUACUGGAGAAUUAGAUGAAGCUACCUUGGAUGUGAUGAGACAGCCACGCUGUGGCAUGGAGGACCCCUUCAACAAGAAGUUUAACAAAUACAGAGUGAUGGGUCGCUGGAGAAAGAGGAGUCUGACCUACCGCAUCUACAACUACACACCUGACAUGAAGAAGACAGAAGUCAGGGCAGCCAUCCGCUCUGCCUUCGCCUACUGGAGUGAUGUGGCUGCUUUGACCUUCAGGGAGAUCGACUACGGCAGAGCGGACAUAAGGAUCUCCUUCCAUAAGAAAGAUGGUUAUUGCUCUGUCCCGUUUGAUGGCCGUGGUCAUGUACUGGCCCAUGCUGAGUCGCCAGAAUCUGGUAUUGUUCAUUUUGACGAGGAUGAGUUCUGGACGGAGGGAACAUAUUAUGGUACUAAUCUGCGUAUUGUGGCUGCCCAUGAAAUCGGCCAUGCCCUCGGCCUGGGUCACUCUCAAUUCAGGAGUGCUCUGAUGGCACCGGUCUACUCUGGUUACCGUGUCAACUUCAGGCUGCAUUCAGAUGAUGUGAUCGGCAUCCAGGCGUUAUACGGCAAACGCAUCACCGGCACUUUAGCCAGCCCAACAACCACAGACGGUCUAUUUGCCACAGAAAGCAGCCUUGAUACUGAGAGCAUUCCUGACCCCUGCACUGCCGCACUGGAUGCCAUCAUGUUGGGUCCUUGGAGGAAAACCUUUGCCUUCAGCGGUGAUUACGUGUGGACCAUCUCUGAUCUGGGACACAACACACCCAUAAAAAUCGACAGGCUGUGGAGGGAACUCCCUGGGAACCUGAAUGCUGCUGUGCACUCGCAGAGAACCAACAAGACUUACUUUCUCAAAGGAAAUAAAGUGUGGAGGUACACCAAGUUCCUGCUGGACUACGGCUACCCCAAACAGGUGAAACGGAUCCCUCCUAAUAUUGAUGCAGCCUUGUUCCUGGAGAAGAACAAGAAGAUGAUCUUUAUUAAGGGUUCAGAGCACUGGCAGUGGGAUGAACUGCGGUACAAUGACUUAAGCAUCUACCCCAAACCGCUCUCCAUGCUGUUCACUGGAGUGCCGUCCAGUCCGGAUGCCGCCUUCACCUGGACCAAUGGCAAGAUCUUCUUCUUCAAAGGAGACGAGUACUGGAGAGUGAAUGAGCUGCUGAGAGUCGAGAAAGGAUACCCACUGAGCAAAAAGGAGCGCUGGAUGCGAUGCUAGGUGUGCAACCAUCAGGGGGCAGUAUGCGCUAAGAGGUCUACAGCAGGGGUGCUGGUUCCACUCCAAGGGCAUUGACAACCACGCAACCUCAAUAGCAGUGAUCAAUUGUGAAAUAUCACCUAACAGGUAAAAAGAAUAGUGUGUGAAUUGACUUUAUUUCACUGGAUCUGAUAACAAUCGAGCUACUCGUUCCCUCCAAAGCAGGCUGAUUCUUGUGAGGCUUACUUCUUAAGCACAAAAUGUGUGUUUUUGUGACUGUGAGAAUUAUGUAAGCUGAGCUAUGAUCUCAGGGAGAAAUCAAGGGAGGCCUUCUGUUUUUCUCUCUAACAUAUGUGUUGGAUUAUGUCUUAAUGCUUUCAGUACGAUGUAAUAUGAUGAUGGGAGUGUGCACUUUUCUCUUCAGACUGUAACAUUUUGUUGAACCAACUUCUUAAGUAUGUUCAUUGCCCUUCAUUGUUACUAAACACUUACACCAUUAUCUCAUGUAUCACACUGGUCUGUGAGAAAUCAUGUGGCAUGGAUCUGUGUCCUGAUUUUUUUUUUUAAAUGAAAAUCUAACAUUUUGUAACAUUAAA
Seriola dumerili (greater amberjack) is the source of this 2117-nucleotide messenger RNA. RefSeq names its product matrix metalloproteinase-19-like (gene mmp19). The record is from RefSeq and is a predicted model, not a curated record. Gene Ontology annotation, molecular function: zinc ion binding; metalloendopeptidase activity. Gene Ontology annotation, biological process: collagen catabolic process; extracellular matrix organization; proteolysis. NCBI's taxonomy places the organism in Eukaryota, Metazoa, Chordata, Actinopteri, Carangiformes, Carangidae. The transcript is spliced from 9 exons. Gene Ontology annotation, cellular component: extracellular matrix. The coding region runs from base 121 to 1542 and encodes 473 amino acids.